Messenger RNA from Myiozetetes cayanensis, 4808 nucleotides. RefSeq names its product regulator of G protein signaling 9 (gene RGS9). Lineage: Eukaryota; Metazoa; Chordata; Aves; Passeriformes; Tyrannidae. Gene Ontology annotation, biological process: intracellular signal transduction; G protein-coupled receptor signaling pathway; regulation of G protein-coupled receptor signaling pathway. The record is from RefSeq and is a predicted model, not a curated record.
AUGCAAAUGAGCGCGGGUGGGCGGGCGCUGAUUGGCUGCGGCGCGCGGUGGUGGCGCCGCCCGGUGUGUGUGUGUGUGUGUGUGUGCGCCCGCAGCCAGGUGCGCCCGGCCGGGGCUGCUCCGCCACCGCAUCGGCUGCCACAGCUCCAUCGGCUCCGCCGCCGCUCCGCCACCAUGACCGUCACACGCCUCGACCAGGGACAGCGGUACCGCCCGCGGAUGGCCUUCCUGAAAAAGAUCGAAGCACUUAUGAUGGAGAUGCAGAAUCCAGACACAGGCAUCAAGACACAGACACAGACAGUGAUGGUUGCCAGCAUCCCACAUGCUGUGACAGGUAAUGAUAUAUUGCAGUGGAUCCUUCAGCGCUUGCAGAUCACUGCAGAAGAGGCACUCCACCUGGGAGACCUGUUUGUCAAAUAUGGAUACAUCUACCCUCUUCAGGAGCCAAAGAACCUCACCCUCAAGGCAGAUGGCAGCCUGUACAGGUUUCAAACUCCUUUCUCUUCAGACCCCUAUUUCUGGCCCUUGCAGGGCUGGGCUGCUGACGACACAGACUAUGCAAUUUAUCUGGCAAAGAAGAACAUUAAGAGGAAAGGGAUUUUAGAAGAAUAUGAAAAGGAACAUUACAACAUGCUCAAUCAAAAAAUCAACUACAAGUGGGAUUUUGUUAUUAUGCAGGCCAAGGAGCAGUAUAAGGCAGGCAAGGAGCGGAAGAAGGAGGAUAGGUACGCCCUGGACUGCCAGGAGAGAGCCUACUGGCUUGUGAACAGAACCCCCCCGGGCAUGCAAGAUGUCCUGGAGUACGGAGUGGACCGUGUAACCGAUCCCAAUGAGAAUAAGAAAAAUACUAUGGAAUCUUACAGGAGAGAGAUCAUGUACUAUCAGCAGGCCAUUGGGAAGACCAGAGUGAAAUCUUCUGUCUCUCUUGGAGCGAUUGUGAAGUACUCUGGGCAGUUCCUCUCCAAUGAUCCUAUCCUGUCUGGAUGCCUCCCCAGCAACCCCUGGAUAACAGAUGACCCUGAGUUCUGGGAUCUCAAUGCAAAGCUGGUGGAAGUCCCCACCAGGAUGCGUGUGGAGAGAUGGGCCUUCAACUUCAGCGAGCUGAUCCGGGACCCCAAAGGGCGGCAGAACUUCCAGCUCUUCCUCAAGAAGGAGUUCAGCGGAGAGAAUCUGAGUUUCUGGGAAGCCUGUGAGGAUCUCAAGUAUGGAGACCAAUCCAAGGUCAAAGAAAAAGCAGAGGAAAUUUACAAGCUCUUCCUGGCUCCGGGAGCACGGCGCUGGAUUAACAUUGAUGGCACGACAAUGGGCAUCACAGUCAAAGGCCUCAAGCACCCUCACCGAUAUGUUCUAGAUGCUGCUCAGACCCACAUUUACAUGCUGAUGAAAAAGGACUCCUAUGGCCGCUAUUUAAAGUCUCCAAUAUACAAGGAAAUGCUGGCCAAGGCUGUUGUGCCACAAGAGACUGUCAAAAAAAGCACCGGUUUGUUCGGGCGCCGCCACCUCCGCUCCAGCCCCAGCCCCAUCAUCCUGAGGCAGCAGGAGGAAGAGGCCAAAGCCAGGGAAGCCGCCGCCACCGUGGACAUCACGCAGGUCAUGAGCAAGCUGGACCGCAGGAACCAGCCCCAGAAGGACCCUCCUCCCAAGUAGGCUCUGAGCCCCGCAGGGAAAAGACAAGCCGAGGCCGGUGUUGAGCUUCGUCUCCCCUUCCUGAAGGUGUCAGUGCUGCUUUAGGUUUCCCAGGCCGGCUCUGCCACCAGCCGGCUUCCCUGCACGUUGCCAUGGCUUCUGGAGAGCAGAUGUCAUUCCCAGGCGUGCCAGGCAGGGAGUGCUGGCAGAGCCGGGCUGCUGCCUGUGCCAGGCUCGGGGGGCAGGACCCCGGCUCCCCACACACACACCUCGGAGGGGAGAUGACUUCUGGCUGCCCUGAGAUUCCCUUCAGGAGGCUGGGUAGCCCAGCUGCCUCUCCCUGCCUCCUGCUCUUCAGGGAGGUGGGAUGGCACCCAGUAAAGUGCUGCCAUCCCAGUCCUUUGGGUCCAAACCAGCCUUCCUGGGAGCAGAGAUGGAUGACAGGGAGAGCAGGGAGAGGUGACCCACCUCAGAGUGUCCACGCUGGCUUCCAUCCCGUGGGGGGACGUGCACCCUCCCAAGGGGUGCAUCCAACACCCCCUGAGAGGAGCACACCCCUCACUCCAAAUAUCCUGCACCUCCCAGCUAAUGCAGCAGGAGCACAGGCAGAAGGGCCAGGGAGGCUCCCUGUGAGAUCAGCAGCAUGGGCGUUUCUGAAGGUUUGGUUGACCCUUUGAAUUUGAAUGUCACUCCCACCUCCUCCCAGCACGCUGGAGGUGAUCAGUGGGAAGCUCUGCUCUCCCUGUGCCGUGAGCUGGGUGUGCAGGUGCCAAGAGCCUGCACGAGGCCUUGAGAGAUUUUGUCAAAUCCUUCCCACCUCUUGUCUUGUCUUUUUCCUGCUCUUCUGUUUCCUCUUGUUAAAAAAACCAACAGGAGGUAGUUCCCAGUUGUAGCCCAGAGGCAAGAGAGGACAGGGUAGAGGUGUUAAGAGCUGUUUUCAACUUUAAGUAGUGUUCCUCUUUUUAUUUGCUCUGUCUCUUUUGCUCUGUAGAAUGAGGCAAACUAAAAUACUAUUUUAGUGCUAAAGAGCUCAGGGAGAUUCCAGGCCUUGCUGGGAAAGCACAGCAUGUCUGGACCAGGCCAAUGAUUACCAGAAGUGCAAAGAUUCCUACAAAGCCCAGUAAAGGGAAUUAGAGGGGCAGAAAAUCUUCCUUGUUUGUUAAAAUUUUAGGGAAGUAGGGAGACUGUGUGGAAGCACUGAGGUCUGGGAAGCUGCUUCUCUCUGGUUUGUAUUGUUCAUCCAUUUUAAAUACUGGUAGGAUUUUACAGGAAAUAGGAGAUCAUAGAAUCAUUGGAUUGGAUUGGAGGGGACCUUAAACAUCAUCUCAUUCCACCCCCUGCCAUGGACAGGGACACCUUCCACCAAACCAGGUUGCUCAGCCCCAUCCAGCCAGGCUUUGAACACUUUCAGGGAUGGGGCAGCCACAACCUCUGGAGAAAACUGGAUGGGAAGGGGGGCCCUCAGAUAAUGGGGUGCAUGCAGACCAGCCCCUUGGAGCCCUGGGGUCCUGGAGUCCAUGCAGGACAACUGCCUGUGAACAGGGGGACAGUCAGGAUGUCACUGUGUCCCAAAACAGCCUGAACAGUGAGUCCUGCCCUCCCCCUGUGUGUUAUCAGGGGCAGAAUCAGGGCUGCACAGUCUGCUCUGGUGUCACUGCAGAAUUUGUCUCCUUCACUUGUGGCUGAGGCAGGGAGAUUUUCCUGACCUUCCUUAACCUAUCAGUGAUAAACCUUCUUAGAGGAAUUGAAACCGAGUUGCCCGAGACUUUCACUCUGAUGUCAAGGCCUGUGCUGUCUCCGCUCUUACUCCUGGUGGAAGCAAAGGCACAUUUUGCAACGCUCUGCAAGGGAGCAGGAUCAGCCUUUUCUUUAAUUCCUCCUAAAACCCCAAGGCUUUGUUAUGUCAGGUGCUGAGCACCCUCAGCCUACCUUGACAUAAGAGCACUGAAAGAUACUCCAAACCCUGGCAGGGUUGGUCCAAAGCUACUUGGCUGUGAUGAGCUCUGCAGUCUCUCCAGAGUCUGUGUAACAUGGAGCACUGAGCAUGUUGGGAUUGCCAGUGUGUAGUAACGUGGAAGAUCAAGUCAGGGUAUAAAUAAUAAAUAACAAAUCUGUGUGUUCCAGUCAGUCCCUCUGAUUCUACUUCUAUUUUGUCUGCUGCUUUGCUUGUUACGUUCUCUGUACCCAUUCCUUUCUCUGAUUUUUCGUCAUCUCUGCUUUGCAUCGCUCUUCCCCUGCCGUGGGUUAGUGUGGCAUGUUCAGGAGUCACUGUGUUUGUGGAACACCAGUCACUGCUUGUGGAACACCUGUCUGACACACACAGGCAGGAGCUGGCUCUGCUCUGCCACAGGCUGAAGGAGCUGGCACGGCCCAGCCUUCUGCUCCUCGUCCCUUGCUGCUCAGUCCCCGAAGAGGAAGGUCGCCUGGUACAAGCUGAACUUCACUUUGUGCCAGAAAUUGUUUGUUUCCAUUGGAAAUCAGAGCAAUAUGUUGUUUCAUUUCUUGGCCCUCGCUCCCGCGCAUUCAUCUGUCUAAUAAAAAUAAAUGUAGAAAAUGGAAGAAGAACCAAGUUCAUCCUUCUCUGUUGCGUCUCAGCGUGUUCAUUGCUCACUGUGUCAUCACUGCAUGUGUGUGUACAUGUUCUGUGUGUGCCUCUGCCCUCAGCCCUUCUCCUUGGGCACUUGAGCUGCAUUUCAUUUCUGCUGGGAGUGAGUCCUUGGGAAAUGGGAGGGGACCCAGCAUGCAGCUUGUCCUCUGCUGCUUGUCCUGUGCUUGUCCUGUCCAGUUUAAACUUGGGCUUGUCCUGAGGGCUGAAUGAGCUGAGCUGGAGCCUCCACAGCCCCAGCCAGGGACACUGGGGGCUUCAGCACAAGAUGUGAUUUGUCUCACCAGCCGUCAGGGCUUGGGCUCAGUGUCUGUUUCUUGGGCAGGCAGCAGCCAGCGCAGCGGUGCCUUGGGUGUGACAUGGCUGUGCUGCUCAUAACCGAGAUCACAUUCUCGGGAUGACAGGCUCCCCUGUGCCUGGAGCUAAUCCUUGUGAGGAAUGAGACAAGCUGGUGUCUCCUCCAGCAUCCCAGCAGGCAUGGGGCCGGAUCUGUCAGCACCCACUGGGGCUGGUAGCGAUGACCCCGUUGCUUUCCGUAGGCAAGUUGUGACACCCAUGCUCCUGCUGGAGGGCAGGG